GGCCGUCAUGUUGGGAGUAGAGUUUUCCCCAUAGAAAUGAAUGGGGAGUCCCCACAAAGAUAUAAUUACAAACCUGUGUGUGUGUGGAGUUUGUAAAGGCAUGCACUUAAACUGAAUAGAUGGACACCUUUCCAAGAGGUCAUGCAUCCUGCUUCUGAACACACUUUCAAGUCAUAUUGCACUCUAUCCAUACACUGUUCCUGCAGCAUCGCCAGGCAUCACCUGAUGUGUUUUAUGGUGGAUGUGAGACACUGCAUGUCUUCAGUGCACUCAAAAAUCAUGUAGAAACAUAAACAGUACACUGUCUCUUUAAGUACCUUUCACAACGCAUAUUUUUGGUGAGGCAGCUUGUUGCAAUUUAUUAAGAAACCACAACAGUUUAUGAGAAAACUGUUAACAGAUGUAUUUUUGUAGCAGUUGUAAAAGGCGGCAUGGUUAUUUUGGGAGCUGUGUUUCAGCGUCUGUUCUUAUUUCAGAUCUGUUCUGAGUUGAAGAACACUGAAUUUCAUGAGGUGUCCCAUGGCAUGAGUGUUCACCUGCAGUCUUUGCUAACGGAAGCGAGUUUCAGGCCUCCCAUUAGAACUGAAUCUUGGAAAACCAACCCAGGAGAACAGCACCUGGGGCCUGUGGAUGGAUGAUGCCGUGGACAGAGAGGGAGAGGGGGUAAGCACCUCACCCCGCCAAGGAGAAUCUUCUGGAGCAGAAGUAAACAACACUUGGGCUGACUUACCUGAACCCAAAAGGUCAAUCACUGAGUCUCACCAUCAAGUAAUUGAUGAGAAAAUUGAUAGUUGUCACUUGUUCAUAACCUGUUUGGACUCAAUCCAGCCAGCAGUGGGCUGUAGUGAGGACGGUAGGAGGCUGGAUCUUAAGGAAGAGGUCAGUGAAGCAGAUGCCUUAAACAUCUCUUUGGCCACAGAAGGUCAGUUGACUUGUGGCAGUCAAGAGGUUGGAUCUCCACAGUUAAGAACAGACCUGAACACUGAAUCGAGGACCAUCGUCUGCUGGCUAAAUGGGAUCAGGGAAGCAGGUGAAGCGUGCAGUCUGGGCGGUGCAGACUCAUGCAAAAAUUCAAAUGAAGUGAUACCUUUAAGCAAAUCUGGAGAAGCUCAGUACCUCAGUUGUGCAGAUGUGCAGAAUAACAUCGAGUCACCAGGAGAAUCAAAUGUCUCUUUCCUUACAGCGGAAGUGGGAGGAGGUGGAACAGACCACAGUUUGGACAGAAAGUCCCGUGACUUUAACACAGCACCAGAGAAGAGUGUUAUCAUGGACAAUGUUAACAGUAAAACGCCAAAGCCCACCAUCUCGGAUUCCUCCAGGGGCCUGGUCAUAAACCCCAAUCAACAGCCUGAGCACAAAGAAGCCCUGAUCCUCAACACUGUAAUAAUACAAAAUUUCCAGCAGGGGGAGCUACAUCACCUGUCUCUACCAAAAGAGAGGCAGGAAGCACAACAGGUGUUCAAAGGGUCUCCACCCUUAGUUACUGUUGCCCAGGAGUCUGCCAAUCAGGAGCCCGGCUGCCAUGUAUCUGCUUCUGUUGUAGUGAGGGAGCUGUUGAGAGGGACGGGGUGGUGGAGGGAGAGAGAGAGGGAGGAGGAGGAAGGUGGACAAACAGGUAGAGGAAAGGAAGAGAAAGAGGCCAGGUUUCACGUGGGCGAGGCAGGAAUAGAGAAGCUGGGGAAUAAAGGCAAGGGAGAAACUAAAGAGACACACAAGUUGGGCCAGCGAGCAAAAUCUGCCUACAGCAGUGACAGAGCAGUCUGGAUGGAGGGGGACAAUGGGGACGAUAACCAGAGUGACAGCGGGGUGUCUGUGGAUUUCUCACCUGGAAGCACCAUGCAGCUUCAUCCAGUCCCUGAUGAUGUCGGCGGGGUUCCUGCUUUUCUAGGCGAAACGCCUAUCGAGAGGGAGAUUCGCCAGGCAGCAGAGCGGGAGCAGAGUCUGCGCCGUGCCCGGGGCCUUUCCAAGACCGAGGAAUUUGUGCAUAUUCCCUUGAGGCGGUCUAUUCUGUCCCAGCCGCUGCCCGCCAAGUUGGGCAGGGUUCAGGGGAAAGACCGGCUGCUUGCCGGCAAGAAGAUGCAGUGGGAGAUCAAGAUGGAGUCAGAGAGGGAGCAGGCUCUGGUCCAGUUGGGCAAGGUGCCAGGCUUCUACGACAAGGGCAGCGUGGGCCAACUGCGAGAGAGGAAGCUGCUGUUCGAGGCUCUGCAGGAGAGCCAGCUGGCAAAGCCGCCCCUGUCAAAGAGGCCUUCGGCCCAAAGAGACAGCGCUUCUACUGCAGGAUCUGACCCUGGGCAUCUGCACAGCACAUUGCACCUCUCAAAGGAGCUGAGUCAGCCUCGUGUAUCAUGUGGCCCUACACUCUCUGAGGGGCCUCAAGGACAGGUCAUCCUUCAGGAGAGUGUUUCCGUGCCUCAGAGCUUCACAGCCGGUCUAGAGAGCCCCCCACGGCCCUCCCACAGCACGGACUGCGUAACUAUAAUCCCCACCGCGACCAACGAGGGAGAAGAGGAAAAUGACCAGGGGGAACCCAACCUGCCCAAGGAGAACCCCUUCUUUAAGCUGCGCUCCUCCAUCUCCCUGAGACCCAAGGUGGAACAAGACAUCCGGGAAACGAGGGAAAGGGAGAGGGAGCUACGGAGGCAGAGGAACAGCUUGUACAGGGGGGAGACUAGCGGGACUGCAAGCGGGCGGCGGGCAAACACAGAGACACGCAUCAGCCCAAAGCCACGUUACAGCCUCCCCUCUACAGACCAGGUCUCCAGGUCCCCCUCACCCACACCGCCAGCCCGACCGGGUAGGAAGCUUGACCUGGUGUGGCCCCCGGCCCCGACAGAUGAGAAGAGAACAGCACAGCUGGAGGAACAGGUGUCCAAAAGCCACAGGACGACACGUCAGAAACAUCCACUGCUGCAGCACUGGGAGUCAGGCCUAGUGAAUGGGAAUGAGACGGAGAGGAACUGAAGGUGGCGCCACUCUAGAGGAGCCCCACAGCAACUGCAGUUUAUUUUUCCCAUAUCUGCAGUUUUAGCGGGCAUCGCAUCCCCUCACCCCAGCCCACCGGGGAUGCUGGAAUGCCGGAACCAGAAAGCCGUUUGGAAGAAUUGGAACAUGAGUAUGCAGCGAGGAGGUCUGAUUUGGGAAAAUUUGAAGACUUGAAAAGUUGAAAGAGUUGAAUGGGAGUGUCUACCCAUAGCAGUGUUUCCGUGAUGAAUCCAGGGCAGUGACUGGCGGAGCUCGCAGGUGGAUUUCACUUGUCUUAGGUUUUUAAAUUCUGAUCCUGUUUCACAGCCCUAGAUAUCAGUCUGGCCUGAGAUCCGAUUCUGUCCCGUUCCCCCAUUCAACCGCCUGUGUAGCUUUCAGUUCAAGCCCCUUUAAUGUAUGUACAGUGGUACCUCAGAACUCGAAAUUAAUCCGUUCAAAACUCCGGAUCGAAUCCUAAAAAGUUCGAGUUCUGAUCGACUUUUCCCCAUAAGAAAUAA
This is a messenger RNA of Paramormyrops kingsleyae, 3479 nucleotides long. NCBI's taxonomy places the organism in Eukaryota, Metazoa, Chordata, Actinopteri, Osteoglossiformes, Mormyridae. The record is from RefSeq and is a predicted model, not a curated record.